This is a messenger RNA of Brassica napus (rape), 4371 nucleotides long. RefSeq lists its product as uncharacterized. Bases 105 to 293 code for a protein of 62 amino acids. The transcript has a single exon. NCBI's taxonomy places the organism in Eukaryota, Viridiplantae, Streptophyta, Magnoliopsida, Brassicales, Brassicaceae. The record is from RefSeq and is a predicted model, not a curated record.
CUCUCUCUUUCUCACAAGUCAUUUAACAAUUUGCAGCUCUCGAAGUAGAACUCAAGAAACUUCUAGAUCAUUAUUCUCCCGCGAAUAUUCAAGUCUCAUCGAUCAUGAUCCCCGUGGUAAUCAUUUCUGAGCUACUGGUGGAGUACACAACGGGUCUCGCUAAACUCAUAGCUGUGAUUCUUCCUAGGCGGCAAGGCGACGGAAACUUCGUAAGGAUUGGCAAUUUAUCCGUGUAUUGUCCUCCUAGAUCGUCGCCGGUUCCAGAUUACUCUUCGCAUCUAGUCAACUUCUAAUCCCUGACGUCGAUGCUUUGCCUUUUCCCCUUCAAUUUUUUUUUACCGAGUAGAUGAGUGACAGCUGAGGAUUUUUUUUUUCACCCUUUUGGAUACUUAGCAGGCUAGAGACUUGUAAACAUUUAUUGUAUUGAAUUAUAUAACAGAGAUUAUGACAGCAUUUUCUUAAUUUUUGAUAACUGAUCAUCUGUUCUGUUAUGGUCCAACUAGUAACUGUCCCGGCCGAUGACGACUUCCAAAUGUUGGUAUGCUUGUUGGAAAUGAAUUAAUAAUGAAUACGUGAUUUUACAAACAGAAUGGUUUUAAAAUAAAAGUGGGUUAGUGGAACGAAUUCAUAGUACUUGAGCAUUUGCCAUUAGAUCAAAAAUAAGAUCAAGUUUUCAUAUAUUUUUUUUCACGAACGUUUUAAGUAGUAAAAAUAUGCCAUUAGUCAGAUAAUUAGAUAAAUACUCUUAAAUAGCACUAAAUAAUUUUUUUUUGUCUAAAAAUAUUCUACAAGGAAAAAAAGUUCUAAAAUAAUAUUCAUUAAAAAAGACUUCGUUUCUCUAGCAAGAAAACAACUAUUCCCUCUGUUUUUUUAUAUAUAACGUUUUAGAAGAAUUUUUUUGUUCCAAACUAUUUGACGUUUUCAAUUUUUUAUGUAAAAUUUAUUACUAAUUAAUGCUAGAUGACCAAUGAUAUUAUAGUUUCUAUUUUAUUAUUGGUUAAAUUGUGGUUAGAUAAACAAUUAAUAUUUUUGUUUAGAAAUUAAAUGUUUCUUAAUCUAUGUGCACAAUCCUAAAACGUCAUAUAUAAAAAAACGGAAGGAGUAAUAGACUUCUGAAGAUUUUUGCUCCAAAAAAAAAAAAGACUUCUGAAGAUUUUUUAGUUGCACAAAAAAGAAAGACAUAAAUUCGUUUAGAUUCCAGCCAUGUCUUUCUGUGAUUUUUUUUUCUGUGAUGUUGACAUGAUGAAUCUAACUAAGCUAGUUUUUUCAUUACAACUUGUUAUUCUUAACGGAUGCAACUUUGAAUGAAGAUCAUGCAUGGCGAGACGACCGCUACAGCCUACAGCGCUACUGAUAAAGCAUAAAACUUAAAAGUAAAACAAUAUAACUUUCUCAAGAAAUUGAAUGCUAUCCAACCCGUUUUGCAUCCAUCUCAUCCUAUCUCCAGACAUAAACAGUUAGGUUUAUAAAUAUCAAACUAAAGUAAAAGCAAAAGUGUUUGAAUUUUUAACCCAGAAAUUGGACUACAUGCCUGUGGUGCGAUUCAUCAAAGAUUAGGUCGACGCUCAGGUAAUUAACAAUGAUUUAAUUAAGAUACAACUUACAGUCAACUACAACUCAUACGGAAUUAAAAAUUGCCUAACUUAUAUGAUUCAAUAUUAUUUUGUGUGACUAUUUUACAGCAGCCAAGUUGUGAACGCGUGAAGCUUGAUAUGUCCUUUAUAAUUGUUUAAGCGAUACUCUUUUAUCAUCUAUAUAAUUUAUAAUAUCUCCUCCUCGCAGAAUCAGAACAAAAUAUCUUAUAUUGCCAUACAGAAUUAGCUCAAAAUCUACAUCUGUAAGCUCCAAUCAUAUGUCUAAUUAUAUAUGUGGCUAGAGUUCCAAUCAUAUGCUACUAAAUUUUUAAAUCCAUCUCCUUAUUAUUGAUUUUAAGUGCAAUAAUACAUCCGACCAAACAAAACAUCAUAGUUUGUAGUCUUGUACAAGCAAAAAGAUAGUUCAUGAAUUUGUCAGAUUUGAUGUGUAAAAACUAAUACUAGUAAUAAUAUCGAGAACUAAAUAGACUUAGACAAAAAAAAGUCUAGAUAUUUAAGAUUUGUCUAGCCUAUACAAAGAUUUAUGCAUGUUUGCCAUUUCCCUGUUUCCAACAAGAAUUAAUACGUAUCAAUAUAUGUCAAAAAAUGCCAAACAAAAAAAAUAUAUGUCAAAAUAUGUACUACAGUAUUAUGAUUAGUAAAGUUUUUAAAAAAAAAAGUAAAGUUUUAUUUUAUUUUAAAUAGCAUUGUAGAUGAAUCUACGAGAAAAAAGCACAUUUAUUUUAUUAAACGCAACUGAAGAUAACCCAACUCCAUCGGAUAGACAUUCACAAGAAAAUCGAGUUAUGAAGAUGUAAAGACGUGUUAGAAUUCUGUUUAUUUAUCUUGUAUAAGUGAACUGUAACCCCAAACAAGGUUGUAUCGGCUGAGUUAUUUUUUAUUUAAAAAGUGAUGUAAGUGCUGAGCUGUUAGUAAAUAAAACACAUGUGUUGUCGUUAAGUUGAUUAGAGGAUCAGCUAACGCUAAUGGGACAAGCGCGUCUUCGUUUUUAUGUUCCGACUGUCUGACGAGAAAUACAAUAUAUUAAAAUAUGAAACACGAGUCCGAGUAACGACGACCAACGUGGAGAAACUCUGGCUUUAGGCCUCUAUAUAAACAAAUAAAGAGAGCUCUCUCAUUCUCACAAGUCAUUUAACAACUGUAGCUCUCGAAGUAGAACUCAAAAAACUUCUAGACCAUUCUUUUCCCGCGAAUAUUCAAGUCUCAUCGAUCGAUCAUGAUCUCCGUAGUAAUCAUUGUUGAGCUACUGGUGGAGUACACAAUGUCUCUCGCUAAACUCACCGCUGGGAUUCUUCCAAGGAGGCAAGGCGACGAAAAUUUCGUAAGGAUUGGCAAUUUCUCUGUGUAUUGUCCCCCUAGGUCCUCGCCGGUUCCAGAUUUCUCUUCGCAUCUUGUCGAUUUCUGAUAACAGCUGAGAUUUUUUUUUUCCCUUUUGGAUACUGAUCAGACUAGAGACUUGUAAACAAUGUAUCGUAUCGAAUUAUAUAAUACUAGAAAUUAUGAUUAUGACAGCCUUUUUCUUAACUUAUGAUAACUGAUCAUCUGUUCUGUUGUGUCCAAUUGGUAAUUGUCUCGACCAAUGAUGAUUUCCAAGAAUUGACCUCCUUUAAAUUCAGUCACAUUUUAUAGUAGAAUUCUUUCUAAAGAUAGACGGUGAAAAGAACAACUUUACUGAUAUAAAUAAAAUUUCAUAUCCAUUUUGGUGAUACGGACUCCAAUUUUGUAGAAAAAUAGAGGGACUAAAAUGAGAUAAACCUAAAAGGAUAAAACAAAUAGAAUGUUCUAAAACCAAGUAGACAGGUACAUACGAACUGAGUAUUUAUUUAUAUACUUUAUUGGGUAAGUGGUAUAUGAAAAAGCAGCAGCUAAUGGUAUAUGCCGUAUCGGUAUUGUGUGCGUAACCACCAUGAAUUUUGUCUUGUCACCAAAACUGUGACAGUUCUGUCUGCAACGCAUGACACGCGGCAAAUUACUAAAGAGUAGUAAUAAAAUAAAGAAAAGGAAAGCGAUAUACGUGUGCAAGUAGUAGGUCUUGAAACCACUGUGAGCUUUAGGUUUUGUCGCCUAUAUAAAGAGAUCUAUACAUGUAUGAUGUCUCUCACUUCCAAACACCAUAAGAGAUAAGUGAGAGACUUCUAGAUUUCCGGCGACAACCGUUAUUAAAAUUUUCUUAUAUCAAAGAAUGAUUUCUGUUGUUAUAAUCACUGAGCUACUGGUUGAGUACACGACGGCACUAGCGAAACUCACCGCUGGGAUUCUUCCGAGACGGCGAGGAGACACUGACGUGAUACGGAUUGGUGGUUUCUCUUUGCGUUUUCCUUCAAGAUCGACACCUGUUCCAGAUUUCUCUUCUCAUCUAGUUGAUUUCUGAUCUGCGCAAACCCAACGUUCUCAGAUCUCAAUUUUGUGUGUUUCUCCGGAGCUUUCGAGGAGAUUGUGGCUUUGUUUUGAAGAAACUUUCUCUAGAUUUUGUGUUGAUUACUUGAUCAGAGCUUUGUAUAAUUGUAUCGAGUUAUUACUAGAGACUAUCGUUUUGAUUAAUCUUCCAGCGUUUCUUAAUUUUGAGAUUUCAGUCUUUUGUAUCUGUAGAGAACGUGAUGAAGAGAUGAUGUUUUUUUUGGCUUCACUCUUCUCUUCUGACAAGACGCACUUGUCUGUUUAGACUUUGUUCUUUACCUUUUAAACCAUCGUAUAGCCAACUGGUUGUAUUGCGAUGGUUGCAACUUGUAAAAUAAAAUAAUCAAGUUAAUUAGUAAAACCAAAACGAUCAUUUUGA